GCUAGCAGAAGACGCCCCAAUUUAAAUCAUGACGUGUGAACAGUGAAGAGUUAAAAAAUAUAGUUUGCUCUGAUUUAAUUUUGAAUUGUAAAAUAAAAUAGUUUUUCUAUAAUCUUCCCAAUUGAAAAGUAGUCAUUAUCAUCAUCUUUUCUUAAUUAAAAAAAGAAAUGAAAAACGGAUCUGCAAAAACUAAGAAUGCUAAAAAAGCGGCGAAAGAAGCUAACAAGAAAUCCAGUGAUGCUGGUGGUAUCAGCACGCGAAAUGCAAUCGGAAUUCUAGUCAUUAUAUUCAUUUUUUCGAUUCUAUCGCUUAUUUGUGUAUACAGUUGUUUUCCUGAAGUAGAAGAAUCAGAAAAGCAAUACAUGAAGUUGCCCAGAGAUAUUGAGGAUGCAAAACAUCUUGGUGUAGUUCUGUCUCGUUUCAAGGACAAAUACUUUGUGGAAGUUCUUGGUGGAGUCUUUAUCACCUACAUUUUUUUGCAGACAUUCGCUAUUCCUGGAUCAAUUUUCUUGUCCAUUUUGUCUGGAUAUUUGUUUCCCUUUUAUUUAGCUUUGACUCUAGUCUGUUUCUGCUCUGCCACUGGUGCAACCUUGUGUUACCUACUCUCUUACUUGGUGGGAACAAAGCUUGUUAACCGAUUUGCCAAAGAGAGAGCCCAAGCAUGGGCCAAGAAGGUCAAUGAACACAGGAACAACCUUCUCAACUACAUUAUCUUUCUACGAAUUACACCUUUCUUGCCAAAUUGGUUUAUCAAUAUAACUUCUCCGGUAAUCGGUGUCCCCAUGGGUCCGUUCUUUUUCGGAACAUUUCUCGGUGUCGCACCUCCAUCCUUUGUUGCAAUUCAAGCUGGAACGACGCUGAAUCAAUUGACUUCCUCUAGCGACACGGUGUCCCUCAAUUCCAUUUUGAUUCUUGCGGCUUUCGCCGUCAUCUCUAUGCUACCGGUGGUAUUCAAACAACGACUUCAAAAGAAGUUUAGCUGAAACAUUGCCAUCGCAAUGUUCCUCGUACCAUACUAAGACGUAAUUUUAAGUUUUGUCAACAAGCUUCUGUUUCUUGACAGAGGAUUCCAUUUCCGAACAAUGUGGCUCUGAAUUGUGUAUUAAUAAAAUGAACCGACAUAUGUUAUACUAA
This is a messenger RNA of Daphnia pulex (common water flea), 1134 nucleotides long. It is a transcript of the gene stas, whose product is annotated as transmembrane protein 41B-like. The transcript has 4 exons. The coding region runs from base 168 to 983 and encodes 271 amino acids. NCBI's taxonomy places the organism in Eukaryota, Metazoa, Arthropoda, Branchiopoda, Diplostraca, Daphniidae. Gene Ontology annotation, cellular component: endoplasmic reticulum membrane. The record is from RefSeq and is a predicted model, not a curated record.